Molecule: messenger RNA, 6346 nt
Organism: Haliotis rubra (blacklip abalone)
Lineage: Eukaryota; Metazoa; Mollusca; Gastropoda; Lepetellida; Haliotidae
Product: lysosomal alpha-glucosidase-like
Exons: 21
Coding region: 155-2977 (940 amino acids)
Biological process (GO): carbohydrate metabolic process
Molecular function (GO): alpha-1,4-glucosidase activity; carbohydrate binding
Source: RefSeq, a predicted model, not a curated record
UGGACGAGUCACAUGAUACAAACAUGGCGGUCUAAUCAGCUGAUAUCAGAAUAAGGAAAUGAGAAGUUCCGAGGAGGUCGUCAUGUGCACAUCGUGCACAUCACACAUCCUGUAGCGGUUCUUCUGCAUAGACAGUCUUCUACACUAGGGCAACAUGGGCAUGAAAGACGACGAAGUGGAGCUAUUUCUCAGAAGCCCCCACAGUUCCAACAGAUUGUCAAGAAAAUGGUACUUUCUUGUGGGGGUUAUCGUGGGGUUGAUAACAUCGUUUUGUGCAUUUGUCGGAGUCUAUUUAGUGUUCUUUCACCAAGUCAGUGGUCAGUUUCAAGGUUGCAGCGGUCAAGAUCACAACUCCGUUAUCAAGACUCCCCCCAUAGCUGUAAGAACAAGCCAGUGUGAUAUCUCUAAAGGUUCUGACCGUUCGGACUGUUGGCCUGAGUACCGAGAUGCCACCCAGUCCACUUGUGAGGCCCGGGGGUGCUGCUGGAACACGGAUGUGGAGCAAGGGGCACCCUACUGCUACUACCCUGGCUACUUUAACCGCAGCUAUAUGCUCAUGUACUCACAGAAAACCAGUACUGGGGUCAUUGGACACUUGGCACGGACAACAAACUCCCCUUAUCCCAAUGACUCCAUGCAACUACUGUUAGAGAUAUCAGCUGAAACGUAUGAUAGACUACGCAUUAAGAUCUAUGAUACAACCACUUCAAGAUACGAGGUUCCCAUUGAAACACAAAAGGAAGAGAGUGGUGGAGGGUCAGAUACAGAUUUUGACAUCAAGCUGGCCAGGAACCCCUUUGGGAUAAUCAUCAGACGGUUGUCAACAGGACAAAUAUUGUUUGACUCAACUGGCGUGUCCCCAUUGAUAUUUGCUGACCAGUACCUUCAGAUCGGGACUGCACUGACCACCUCCAAUGUGUAUGGCUUUGGAGAACACCGGUCAGGCUUCAAACUGGACACAAACUGGAAGAAAAUGGUGUUCUGGAACCGAGAUCAACCCCCAGAGCCAAACUUGAACCUGUAUGGGGCCCAUCCUUUUUACCUGAACAUGGACGAGCAGCACAAUGCACAUGGGGUGUUCCUACUGAACAGUAACGCUAUGGAGGUUGACUUCCAACCAUUUAAUGGCACUGGUGCAGUGACCUACCGAGCUUUGGGUGGUAUUCUUGACUUCUACAUCUUCAUUGGGCCGACGCCAGACAUGGUCGUGCAGCAGUACACCAACCUGGUGGGGAGGCCGUUUCUGCCGCCAUUUUGGUCACUCGGCUUCCAUAUGUGCAAAUAUGGCUACAACAAUGCUGCAGAAUUAAAGAAAGUGAUUGCAAGGAACAGAGCUGCAAAAAUGCCAUAUGAUGUCCAGUGGAACGACAUCGACUACAUGACAGCUCAUCUUGACUGGACAUAUGACAACACGACAUACCCUGAUCUGCCAGACAUUGUAGCAGACCUGCACAAAAACAACCAGCGAUAUGUCAUCAUUGUGGAUCCUGGUAUCUCUGUGACCCAGCAGCCAGGAACCUACCCCCCGUACGAUGAAGGGAUUGAGGAUGAUAUUUUCAUCAAAGCUGACAAUGGAUCAAAUCUCAUUGGCAAGGUGUGGCCAGGUAUGACUGUGUUCCCGGACUUCUUCCAUCCCAACAGUUCGGAAUGGUGGUUCCGACAAGCAAAGGCGUACUAUGACCAGGUUCCCUAUGACGGUCUCUGGGUGGACAUGAAUGAGCCGUCGAACUUCGUGACUGGAUCCAUCACAGGCUGCACCAGCAACUCCCUCGACAACCCCCCCUUUGUGCCCCCCACUAUCGAUGGGUCGAGCCUGAUGGCAUCGACUGUGUGUCCAUCCGCCAGACAAAGCAUCUCCACCCACUACAACCUGCACAACAUGUACGGACUCAGCGAGAUGAAGGUGACCAGCAGUGUGUUGAAGAAGUUACUGAACAAGCGUAGUUUUGUGUUGUCUCGGUCAACAUUCCCCAGCGCUGGUGUGUACGGCACCCAUUGGCUGGGAGACAACCUCUCUAGUUGGGAUGACCUAUACUACUCCAUCCCAGGUAUUUUGAAUUUCCAAAUGUUUGGAAUCCCAUUUGUUGGCGUUGACAUCUGUGGUUUCCGUGAAGACACUACUGCUGAGCUGUGUACUCGGUGGAUGCAGGUUGGAGCUUUCUACCCCUUCAUGCGGAACCACAACAGCGGGAAGAUGGACCAGGAUCCUGCAUCGUUUGACUCCCGCACUCAGGACAUCAUGAGGUCGGUGUUGGAGACCAGGUACCGCCUGCUGCCCUUCCUCUACACCCUCCUCUACCGUAGCCACGCCAACUGGGGGCCCUGUGGCCCGCCCAUUGUUCUUCCAGAAAGCCAUGAAAGGUACCCUGAGGCUGGGGCUGAGGCUGUAGACAGACAGUUCCUGUGGGGGUCAGCCCUACUCAUCUCACCAGUGUUGGAACAGGGAGCAGUGACAGUGAAGGCCUACAUUCCAGGUGAUGUAUGGUAUGACUACUACAACAGGUCCAGAGUGUCCACUGUUGGUCAGUAUGUCCAGCUGGACGCCCCUAUUGACAAGAUCAACCUACACAUACGAGGAGGGUCCGUGAUCCCCACCAAGCCUGCUGCAGUCACCACCAACCAGAUGCGUGGAGAGAUGUUUGCUCUGUUAGUUGCCCUUGACAACAAUGGUACAGCAUCUGGUGAAGUCUUCUGGGAUGAUGGUGAUAGUAUAGACACAGUUGAAAACAAUCUGUACAGUCUGGUGUCCUUCUCAGUGCAUUCUAACACCCUGAGUAACAAAGUGUUGGCCUCCAACUACAAGAAAGGUGCGGAGAUGUCCCUCAGUGAGGUCACAGUGAUGGGUGUUUCAGCCAGCCCUGACUCCGUCACAGUCAAUGGGAAGGGAGCUGCAUUCGAAUAUGAUAAAAAGUCAAAAGUUCUCAUCAUAUCAGGCCUGGCUGUUGACUUGCUUCAAGGCCUGAAAAUCAAGUGGUGAAACCAACAUGCUACAUUCCUUAUUACAUCCCUCUAAAAUAUUGAUAUUGACAAGUUGUUGGUGAAAUUUACCUUAUGAAUCACGUAAACAGAUUGCUAUCUACUUGACCUGCAUAAUUCUCAAAGCUUGUCUUUGUGCUUCAAGUGAUUAGGUCUUCGCUGAUAUUAUUUUCCACUGUUGAUUGUAUAUAUGAAUGCUGUGAUCUUAUGCUCAGAAAUACUGUAACUCGAACAAUCUUAUACAUCUGUUACAGCCUUAGAAGUUCUAUCAAUGGUUGAAAUUAGAGAAUGUAAUCUGAUUUUAGCAGUUUUAGGUAUCUUCUAAUUUGUUAUGGGAAACAACAUUCCAAAAUUUGAUAUUUGUUGCCUUGUAUAUGUUGAACAAUGGAAAUCUUUAACUCACUGCCUGAUUGCUGAAAGAAAUUGUGUUACAAUGUAUAUGAUUUGCAUCUCAAAGACAACUGAGUCUGUUAGAAAGGCUCUCCUGUAUCAUUAGUGAUGUGUAAUGAUCUACGUAGGUAGGGAUCUCCGUCGGUGCACAGAGGUUAUGUAAAUGUGUGUUUACAGAAUGAGAAAACUCCCACAAUGAGGCCAGGUAACAUAACUGUUCAAACAAGUUGUCAGGUUGUUUUUUUUUAAAUUUGAACCUGUGAGAUAUCUGUGCAUCCACAAUUACCUCAAAACUAAAAUGAUAUCAUUUAAGCUUCCCAAGACUACUUCUUGGACCUAAGGAAGUCCUAAGAUACUGUUCAGGGUCGUGUUGAGAUGAGACAGCUACAAUUGUCCUGAGUCAGCGUUGUAGUUGGGAGUUACGAUCAUCUGAACACCAACAUCAUUUCAUGGAAUGGGCGCCAUGUGACAUAGUGGGAUGGUCAUUUUAACUUCAGCUCGUGAGCGAAGCAUUGUGUGACUCUAUGGCGAACUGGAACAGGGUACUUCCGUUUUAGUGGCAAAACUAUGCAACGAAUAUACCAAGCUGCCAAAAUACAACUUUGCUUUUCAUUGCUUGUUACGUCGGUCUCCUAAGACAUGGAUAGCAUUAUCAGUAGUCAAAGAAAUAUGUGAAUAUGUUUCGUGAGAUGAACCAUUUUUUUUGUCUGUUAUUGGUAAUGACAAACAAUUUCACUUGUCAAAUCUUGGGUAGUAGUACAUUUUGAUUCAAGGUGGUUAGCAGCAGGCAAAGGAUUAGCUAUGCACUGAACCGUAAAAUUUGUUGUUUUAAGCUGUACAAGUUUCGGUACGUAGUUCUAGGAAAACACAAUGUCAAUACAUAGUACAUGCAACCAAUGAAUGUGUUCCGCUGCUUCAAGAAGUAGGAUUAUGUCACAUUCCUGUAGCUAUUGGUAACAAACACAUGUAACAGACACAAUAUGCCCUUGUCUUUCACUGAUGAAGCCAGCAUUGCAACUAGAAGAACCCAACAAGUAUACAGAGCUGACUAUUGACAUCCUUGAGGUGACAAGUCAUCUUUGAUAACUACUUUCAGUAUUACUGUAUCAGUGUAUCAGUGCUCUAACAUAUGAAAUUCUUUCUUCGGGAGUAGCCAAACAUUUGUUUUGGUCCAACAACAAAGUAGGCUAGUGAUUUUUUUUUUAGUGAAAGGAUUGUCCAAAAUAUAUUUGUCUGUCAAUUGAGGGGAACUAAAUAUAAAGUUAGAAAUGGAAAGAUUUUCUUCUGUUUUCAAAAUUUGAAUGGGAUGUUUUCAAAUACAAACUCACAAAAUGACUCAUGUGAAGAUAUAGAUAAAUUCCUGAACGUCAACUUGUUACCAGAGCCAUGUAGUAUAGUGUGGAGAACAGAGGUUUCAAAUGACAAUAGAACAGUUACGGGACAGUUACUGGAUGGAAUUAUUUAACAUGGUAUAGGUGAUCUAUUUUCACAUACCACAAUCUGUCUGAUUAUAAACAUAUCAAGGCUUUUAUGUUGCAUAAUUUCUGCUAAUGUUCCCUUUUAGGUCACAUUCCAUGCAUUUAAUCAUCUUUGAGCACAGGGUAUCAUAUUUUAUCUACUACCCAUGCUUAAUUUCACCUUAUGCAGAUUUAUGAAGAUAUUAUUUAGUGAGUGGUGGAUGGCCAUCAAUGUACAGUAUUCCCCCAACACUAUGACAGAAAGGGUUCUUCCUCCCAUCCAUUUAGAUAUGUAUAAAAUUUGCUUCAGAAUUUGUUUGCACACCUGUUGUCACAAAAACUAGUGCUGUAUGGAAAUGGCUAUAGUUCAAGACUAGUAUGCAAACGUGACAUUCAAAGACAGUAGUAUCUGAAUUACUGAAGUAUUUUAUCCGUUCUUCUUUCCCUGAUCUCAUGGUGGAUAUGUUAUCUUCUACGUAUAGGAUAGCAAUGUCUGCAUCAUAAUACUGUCUACAAAUGGAUCCUGAUUGAAUAACUAUUUGUGUGGAGGUGCAACUGUAUGUAUACUGACUGACUGAGUUUGGUUUUACGCCGCUUUCAGCAAUAUUCCGGCAACAUCACGUCGGGGGACACCAGAAAUGGGCUUCACACAUUGUACCCAUGUGGGGAUUCGAACCCGGGUCUCUUUGGCAUGACGAGCCAACGCUUUAACCACUAGGCUACCCCACCGCCCCUGUAUGUAUACAGUGUUUGAACUAUAGAAAACUGGCAGACUGCCAUCAGGACCCAAAGACUAAGAAGCUUCAGGCCUGGACUAAACUCUUCAGACUCAUAAAAAAACAACAACUUCAGUUUAAUGUAACAAAUAAAUUUACUGUAGGCCACGAGGACCUAUAAAAAUUUGAGGGGCAGUGGGGUAGCCUAGUGGUUGAGGCAUUCUCUCAUCACGCUGAAGACCCGGGUUUGAUUCCCAACAUGGGUACAAUGCACGAAGCCCAUUUGUGGUGUCCCCUGCCGUGAUAUUGCUGGAAUAUUGCCAAAAAGCGGCCUAAAACUAAACUCACUAUAAAAAAAAUUCAAAUACAGGCCUGAUAUGAGAUCUACCUGCCACAGCCUUUGUGCAGGUGCUUAUUACAAACACUUCUAAUAUGCUUGCCUCAUGUAUGAGCACUCAAAAUAACAUGCUGCUUUUUGACUGAUGCAAUAUGAUUUAUGAUUGUAUUUGUUUUUGAUGUUUUACACUGCUUUUUAUUAAACUUUACUUUUGUAGUUUGUUCAGCAUUGCGAAACAGUAUAUAUAUAUAUAGUCUUUCAACAGCAUUUAUAACUGAUACGCAUUAAAGGUGAGAAUUCAUGGAUGUCAAAUUAUCAUGAGAAACACAUUUCGGAGUAUAUUCUUACUACUUCACCUGAUGAAGUUGACAUCCAUAAAUUCUCUCCUUGAAAGUAUAUAUAUGAUGAUUUUUGUACUUGUGUGUUGGCUUGAUUAUGUAUAUGGUCUGAAUAAAGUACUGCAUAUCAUC